Molecule: messenger RNA, 1791 nt
Organism: Sorex araneus (European shrew)
Lineage: Eukaryota; Metazoa; Chordata; Mammalia; Eulipotyphla; Soricidae
Gene: LAG3
Product: lymphocyte activating 3
Exons: 8
Coding region: 1-1725 (574 amino acids)
Molecular function (GO): MHC class II protein binding; transmembrane signaling receptor activity
Source: RefSeq, a predicted model, not a curated record
AUGCGGGGGCCUCUGGUCCUCGACCUGCUGCUUCUGCUGCUGCUGUGCGUGGCUCCAGGGAAGGGGCAGGAAGUCACCGUCUCCCUCAGAAGCUUAGGCUCACCCCUCCCCCACCUCCUGGCCGCCCCCAGCCCUUCUCCCUGGCCUCUCUUCUCCUGCCCAGGGCAGGCGGCAGGGCCUGAGGCCCAGGUCCAGGUGGUGUGGGCCCCGGAGGGGGGCCCUGCCCAGCUCCCCUGCAGCUCCGCCAGCCCCCUCCAGGGCCUCGACCUGCGAAUCCGAGAGGUCCUGUGGCAGCACUUCCCAGACAGUGCGCCUCCCGGAGCCUCCCCGGGCCCCGCCGCCGGGCCUGCCCCCCGGGGCUACACUGUGCUGCGGCUGACCCCCGGGGGCGUGCGCAGCGGGAAGCAGCCCCUUCAGCCCCGCGUGCAGCUGCAGGAGCGCGGCCUGCAGCGCGGCGACUUCUCGCUGUGGCUGCGCCCGGCCCGGCGCGCCGACGCCGGCGAGUACCGCGCCUCCGUGAGCCUCCGCGACCGCGGCAGCGUGUCCUGCCACCUCCGGCUGCGCGUGGGCCAGGCCUCCCUGACGGUGGCCAGCCCCUCCGGGGCUCUUGGAGCUCUCAGGUCCUUGGACUGGGUCGUGUUGAACUGCUCCUUCAGCCGCCCCGACCUCCCCGCCUCCGUGCGCUGGUUCCGGGGCGCAGGCCGGGCUCCGGUGCUCCCGGCCGCGCACCUCUACGCCGCGGGAAGCUUCCUCUUCCUGCCCCACGUCGGCCCCGCCGACUCCGGCCUCUGGGGCUGCGUCCUGGCCUACAGGGACGGCUUCAACGUCUCCAUCACCUCCAACCUCACCGUGUUGGGCCUGACCCCGGCAGCCCCCCUGACCGUGUACGCUGCUGCGGGCACCAGGGCAGAGCUACCCUGCCACCUGCCCCCCGAGGUGGGAACCCAGUCUCCCCUCAGUGCCCAGUGGAGCCCUCCUGGGGGCGGACCGGACCUCCUGGUGCCCGGAGACCGGGGCAACUUCACCCUCCGGCUGGACGCCGUGAGCCGCGCCCAGUCUGGGACCUACACGUGCCAUGUCCAUCUGCAGGGGCAGGGACUCCAAGUCACUGUCACUUUGGCCGUCAUCACAGUGACUCCCAAGUCCUCCGGGUUUCCUGGCAGCGUGCGCCAACCCUUCUGUGAGGUGUCCCCGUCGUCUGGACGGGAGCGUUUUGUGUGGAGCGCCCUGGGCAGAGAGUCUGAGGGCAGCACUCCGGGACCCUGGCUGCCCCUGCAGGACACCAGUCUGCCUUCCCAGCCCUGGCAGUGCCAGCUCUACCAGGGGGACAGGCUCCUCGGGACGGCGCUCUACUUCCCUGAACACACUGGCCCAGGUGCCUGGUCGUCUGGGGGAGCCCCUGGCGCCUCGAAAGCUGCCCGUCUUCCUCUCUUUCUCACCCUGGGUGGCAGUUUUCUGCUUCUUUUGGGAGCCGGAGCCUAUGGCUUUCAUCUCUGGAGAAGACAGACCAUCUCACAGUGGAGACCUAGAAGGUUCUCUGCCUUGGAGCAGGGGGUUCACCCACCUGAGGCUCAGGGCAAGAGAGAGGAACUGGAGCUGGAGGACCCGGAGCUGGAGCCGGAAGACCCGGAGCUGGAGCCGGGGACAGAGCCGGAGCCGGAGCCAGAGCUGGAACCCGCGCCCGAGCUGGAGCUGGCGAUGGAGCCGGGGCCGGAACUGAAAUAGUCCCGAGCAGGAGCAGAGGCGCCAGCCGGCUCCACACCCCUGUCCAAGUCCAAAUAAACGCCCUGU